Lindgomyces ingoldianus is the source of this 330-nucleotide messenger RNA. RefSeq lists its product as uncharacterized. The transcript is spliced from 3 exons. NCBI's taxonomy places the organism in Eukaryota, Fungi, Ascomycota, Dothideomycetes, Pleosporales, Lindgomycetaceae. Bases 1 to 330 code for a protein of 109 amino acids. The record is from RefSeq and is a predicted model, not a curated record.
AUGAAGACCCUUGCUGCCAUCAUUCCUUUCCUCGGUGUCGCACUGGCUGCUACCCAGGCACAAACCCAUCUCUUCGCCUGCAAGGAGCGAAUGUUCACAGGCAUCUGUACAAACAUCGCUGUCAAUAGCAAUGCGUGCUACGAACUUACAACCCUUGGCGCGGAUUGGGUCCGAGCAAUUUCCUCAGCCAGUCCAGAUCAAGGUUCCACGUGCACACUGUAUAAUGAGGAAGGAUGCACCGGUACAAGGCUGAAGAUUGCUGCUUGUGGUAUCAAUGAUUUGAAGGACCUUGACUUUGACAAGACCGCUGUGUCCUUCAAGUGCAAGUAG